Messenger RNA from Phytophthora sojae, 381 nucleotides. RefSeq lists its product as hypothetical. The record is from RefSeq and is a predicted model, not a curated record. NCBI's taxonomy places the organism in Eukaryota, Oomycota, Peronosporomycetes, Peronosporales, Peronosporaceae. The transcript has a single exon. The coding region runs from base 1 to 381 and encodes 126 amino acids.
AUGCAGCAGAUCACGCGCGUCGAGAACGCCGAGCGCUGGUUCACAUGGCGAGUGGCGGAUGCGGACUCCAGUAGUGACUGGCGCAGUAUGUACCCGCAGUUGGACUACUGUGACUUUUGCCUCGGCUUCCCAAGCGAACGCUUUGAGUUUGAGGAAGAGCGCGACGCCGUUUUGCUGCAAUUCGUGCGCGAGUUGUCGGAGCUCAAAAUCGGCGAGGUCUCGACGCGGUGGGACGACAACUGUCAGUGGGAACACCGCCUGCCCAUCGACUUCCAGCACGCCAAGAUCCGAGUGGGUGACGUCUUCGACUACUACACCACCAGCGAGGGUGUGUUGGAGAUCCCCAAGCCACUUUCCCGUGAUGGACUAUCUGGAAAAUGA